AUGACGGGUCGAAAGCCAGCUCAGAAGAAUUUCUACAUUACCACCUAUCCUCGAUUAGCGCCAGAGAAGCUGAGACUAAUUCUGGUUCGCAAUGGGGAGUCGUGUAAUCGACUUGCACCUGAUUGGCAUGAAAGAGCGUUUGAUGACGGAUACAAGAUGAUCGAUUCCAAUCAGCCAGUCAAGGUCCCUAUUUCGCGGCCUCAUGCCGACUUCAAACAUGAUGACUUUCUGACCAAUGUAAAUUCCUAUUUAAAUGGUUGAUCUAUCUCAUUAAUCGUUACAGGUUGGCUUAUUCACCGCUGAAACGGUUGGCCGUUAUAUGGAAAAGAUCCAGUUGUCCCCGUCCGCCGUAAUAUCCUCUCCCGCUCUUCGAUGCGUCCAAUCAGCCACGGCUUUAUUGAAGAAAUCAGGCGAUAAAACGACCAAGAUCCUUAUUGAACCAGGAUUGUAUGAGCCGAUGCUUUUCCACAAAAAGGUUUGUCCCAUGCAUACAUCACCUUCUUCUAGUGUCCACCGCUCAUGACCCUCAAUGCUCUUGAAGAAGCCAGGUUCCCAGUGAAUACGAACCAUGAUCCUAUCAUGAGUUUAGAUAUGAUGCGAACCUUGGCAACUCAAGUAAGUGGAUGUCCCAUAAAGAUCACAAUAAUUGUUCAGGAAGGUCCCCAUGACUUUUACAACCGUGUCGGUCAAGUGGUUCGAACUAUCAUGGAUGGGUUUGAUUGCAAUAAAGAAGGGACCGUUAUUAUCGUCACCCACGCUCCCGUCAUCGAUGCUAUUCUUCGUUACAUGUUGCGUAAGACCUAUAAUAUUGCGAGACGUUUCUUUCAGGUCUUUAUUGCCCUUGGAGUAUCGCGGAUGUGAUUCGAUUGGGAGUUCGUUAUCCAUUCUCGGGCACGGUGGUCUUGGAGAGAGAUCUGGGUAACUCUGAGAAGGCCAAAGGGAAAACUUGGACCUUGAAUCCAUAUGUGAUCCCAUCUUUUCAUUGCGGCUUUACUAAUCUCCAAGUGGAAAUCCCCGAGGUGAAGCCAUUCUUCGGUGCCCAAGCUACGAAACAACGUUAA
This is a messenger RNA of Bursaphelenchus xylophilus (pine wood nematode), 1061 nucleotides long. The record is from the annotation of a GenBank genome assembly. NCBI's taxonomy places the organism in Eukaryota, Metazoa, Nematoda, Chromadorea, Rhabditida, Aphelenchoididae.